This is a messenger RNA of Colletotrichum orchidophilum, 759 nucleotides long. RefSeq lists its product as uncharacterized. The record is from RefSeq and is a predicted model, not a curated record. NCBI's taxonomy places the organism in Eukaryota, Fungi, Ascomycota, Sordariomycetes, Glomerellales, Glomerellaceae. The transcript has 3 exons. The coding region runs from base 1 to 759 and encodes 252 amino acids.
AUGGCUUCAGCCCAGUACGUACCACAGCCGCAGUACGCACCGCCAGAUGGUUUCGAAGGCUACGUGCCGUACGCGCAACAAGCUCCCCAGCGCGAAAUCCCAUUCAACAGGACAUGGCACUUGGUCAAGAUUGUCCUUCGAGGCUUCAACAUUGCAUUCGGCGUCAUCAUCAUCGGCAUAUCGGUCGCCCUUGUGAUGUACUCUUUCUCGAGUUCUUUCUAUCUCAUAUUCAGUGGAUUUCCCGCUGCCGCUGCAAUAUGUUGGGAUACCACUGAACUCAUUACCAUCUGCGCUAGAGGCGGGAGACGAGGAAUACACCCCGGUGCUCACGUCGGCCUGCAUUUACUCUUCUGGCUCGUCUUCAUGGUCUCCACGGGAUGGGAAGCUGCGAACGUCUACUUCCGCGAUGAUCCGCGGUCGUGGGUAUACAGCUCAGGCCAAAUCACCUCUAUGCAGGAUGCUGUGCUGGCAUUCACUGCCCUCUUGUUUCUCAGCAACUUCACCCUCUUCGUCCGCGCCUGUGUUGAAUGCAAACAGCGCAAUGUUCGCCCUCCUCCCGUCUAUAUGGUGCCUGUCGUUGGGCCGCCGCCGAUGCAGCCUGCAGGGUCAUACCAGCCUUACCCAUACUCACCACAGCAGGCUUCUUUUCAGCCGCAGUAUGACAAAGGGCAGAUGGCGGGGGCCAAUAUUGAUACCACCGAGAUGGCCGCCCAGCCAGGACCGGAUGGGACGUACUAUGGUCCCGGAAGCCGGACUUGA